Messenger RNA from Colletotrichum abscissum, 888 nucleotides. RefSeq lists its product as uncharacterized. Gene Ontology annotation, molecular function: nucleotide binding. The record is from RefSeq and is a predicted model, not a curated record. Bases 1 to 888 code for a protein of 295 amino acids. NCBI's taxonomy places the organism in Eukaryota, Fungi, Ascomycota, Sordariomycetes, Glomerellales, Glomerellaceae. The transcript is spliced from 3 exons.
AUGUCGGAAUUACCAGCGAUUCGCUGGGGCAUCGUUGCUACCGGGAUGAUCUCCUCCUGGUUCGUCGAAGACCUCUUGGUCUCACGAUCAGAUGCAAAAGUCAAGCACAUUGUCCAAGCAAUUGGGAGUUCAUCCGUCCAGAAAGGGCAAGACUUCUCGAAGCAAUAUUGCCCGAAUAGUCAACCGGCUAUUUAUGGAUCGUACGGGGAAGUUUAUACCGACCCCAAUGUGGAUAUCGUCUACAUUGGCACCCCGCACGCUUUCCACAAGCAAAACUGCCUGGAUGCCAUCGAAGCAGGCAAACCCAUUCUUUGCGAGAAGGCCUUCACGAUAAACACUCGUGAGGCCAAGGAGGUCUUUGCGCGUGCCAAGGCAAAGGGAGUCUACGUUGCUGAAGCCAUGUGGCUCCGCCACCGACCUCUGGUCCAAGAUCUGCAACGCAUGCUUCACAAAGACAAGGUCAUUGGCGAAGUUUUCCGCGUCUACUCUGAGUUCGGUCUCGGGCUAGACAUCCCGAACCUCCCAGACAGCUCGCGUUAUAAGCAACCUCACCUUGGUGCAGGGUCGCUAUUGGAUUUGGGGAUCUACACUCUGACGUGGGCUAUCCUAGGCUUGGACGCAGGAACUCCUGGAUCUUCUGAGAAGCCCAACAGUCGCACGAUGAGAGACCAGGUCAAGGGCAUCAUCGGAAGGAACGCGAUCAAGACAUUUGAAUACAAGCCAGUCGGACGAGGGUAUUACUGGGAAGCCGACAACGCUGCGUUGGAUGUGCUGGCCGGGAAGUUGGAGAGUGACGUGAUGCCUUGGGCAGAGACUAUCCGUGUCAUGGAGAUGAUGGACGAAAUCCGACGACAGGGUGGGACUGUGUAUCCUCAAGACGAGGAGUGA